AUGGAGCCCUCUAUAGCUUCUGUAUCCGUUGAUAGAAGUCCCGAGAGGACGCCAAACACCUUCUAUGUACACUUAAGCGGGGGAGCGACGGCGAAAGGCUACAGCUCGGGCCCUACAACUGAACAGGAAAUGCCAGUUCGCAGUUAUAACAGCAAACGUGAACUUCAUUGGGACUACGAGAGGCCACCAGGAGGGCGCAGGCGGUCCCUACGUGGUAUUGCUGGAGUGGCUGCUGCUGCUGCUGCUGUUGCUUUGCUGAGUGUUGUGUUUCUGCUGCUGUCUUGCGGAGUCUCCAUUUCCCACACCGCCAAGGCCACCCAAGCUUGGGGCGGCGGGAGGCAGCUCGCGUCCAGCGAGGAUGAAGUGCUAUGUACCAAAACUGCAACAGCAGCGCGGGAAGCAGCAGCGUCAGGUGGAGGAGCGGGAGAAGUAACAGAUGGAGAAGGUGCAGGAGAAGCAGCAGCAGAAGCAGCAGCAGGAGAGGCAGCAGCAGAUGGCACAGAAGAAUCUUCCUCGCGUAAUCCAGCGGCCCCUACUUUUUCUCCUAGAGGCCCCAUUUAUGCAGGUGAAGGCGCUACUGAAGCGUACACAGCAGCAGGGGGAAACCAUGAGUCCUCUGUUUCUCGUUCGGAGGGGAAUGCAUCUCCAGACAACCCUGAGACAGGGCGCGAAGAAGCUGCAGCAGCAGGAAGUGCAGCAGCGGAAGAAGCUCUCGGAACCGGAGCAGCAGGAGUCGUUUCAGUAGGUGAACACCGAAAGGCAGUGCCUCUGCUGUGGCCAGCAGGAGUGCACAAAGCGAUUGCGCUUUCCCCUUUUCUGGGUCUUUUUCUGACUCGCCUUCGCGAGCUUGCAGUUCACUGCAGGGAUUACUUUAACCAACUUCCUCCGCAUCAUGCUCGCCUUGUAGGGGAGGAGCUGUUGCGGUAUGCUGUCAUAGAGCUUGCUGCAUUAAGGCCUUUUUGCACACUUGAACAAGAGAGGCAGAGGGGGCAGGUAGUCAAAGCGUUCAUCCGCCUUGCUAGGAGUUUGGGGGCCCGUGCUAAGGUACGUCCGGCGGCGGCUACAACAUUGGAUAGUCUGCUGACUGCGCUGAAUCUGUUGAAAGAGAGUGGACCCCUUCCCGUCGUUUGGGUGCAAAACAGAGAACAUGCAGCUGAACACAUCCUUCGUCCAGCAGGAGCCGCUCUGCGGCAUAUGGGUACUGCUGUCAAUAGCCUGCUGGAGAGCCUCCAAGGGCAUCCACCGGCAGUUCCCCCCGCUGUAUUGGCAGCACAGGUCGCUGUUAUUACUGCCGUCACCAAGGCGAGGCUAUUGCAGGCGCUAUCGGAGGACGCUGCUGCGCAGGCGCUGCACCAGCUGCAGAGCAAGUGCAGCCCCCUGGCCAUAUUCAAUCAGGAUGAUGUCUUGCGCUCUCAACAAGUGUUCUUUCCAGGUAAUGGGCCGGAGAAGGCACGCGUAGUCGACGCGGCAGCAUGGGAAGCAGAGGCUGCUGCUGUAGCAGCAACUGGACAAGGCGGCACGCGCGCACAGCCGAGAAUGACAGCGGCAGGCGCUGCUGUUGCCCCUGCUGCGGGAGAGGGUCGAACCGCACCUGGCUGGCUCGCCAUCGCUGGGGUCGAGCAGCAACGAGGCGGGCAGCAACUUCCGCAGCUGCAGCAGCAACAAGAACGUGCUUUUCUGGAGCAGCGGCCGCUGCAACAACCGUCUCCUGCUGCACAGCCCCUAUCCCGACAAGGAGGGAUAUCAGCAGCAACACGAGGGCUCACUGCAACAACAGCUGAAGCGAUGAGAGUCAUGGGGGUGGAAGGUUUACGAUCUCCGUUGACUGCGCCUUCCUUUCCUCCCCCGUUACUUCCCCCCAUGCUCCCCCAUGUCCCUUUGCCUCACCCCCCUCCCCUUCAGCUCCUGCCCGCCACACCAGCAAGUAGUUCCUUCUUCCUCCAGUCUUUGCCUCAGAUGGGCAUACAGCAGAUGCAAUUGGGACCGUCACCGCAACAGCAACAGCUGCACAUUGGACUGUGGAGUCAUUUGCCUCAGCCGCACCUGCAUGCAGGGGAAGUGUGGGGGCCUUUGCUGCCGCAGCAGGGACUAAAUCAUUUGUGGUACGUUGCGGGGUUCGACAGGGCCGAUGAGGGUCCUUCACGCGCUUUCUUACAACCGUCAGGGGACAUCGCACACGUUGCCUCUCUUCCGACUUCCGAGAGCAGUUACAGUGAAAGUAUUGCUGAGAGGAUGGGGUCGAUUCAAGGCCGCACUUUCGCCACACCGGUAGUACCACCUGGACCGACAGAAACAGCAUAUUCCGAGGCGCAUCAACCGCAGCAACAGCAGCAACAGCAACGGCCACAGGCUGCUUCUCGUUGGUUUCGAGGCACGGAUUAUACAGUGCCGUUAGCAACACAAGAAGAAGCAGCAAACCGAGGUGCGCAGCUGCUGCACCAGCACCAGCUGCAACAGUUGCAGCAUGCUUCUGCUGAUCUGUGGAGUUUGGGCGACAUUGCGAGCAGCAACCGACAGGACAUUCUUCGAGGGUCAUUGGCUGAGCAGUCACCUCCAACACAGCACCAUGCUUCAGGUGGAGAUACACCUCAGACACCGGCACAAACUCCUGCAAUUGACAGCCGCCCUACCGCAGACCCGAAUAGUGGAGUCAAGUGA
Molecule: messenger RNA, 2658 nt
Organism: Eimeria mitis
Lineage: Eukaryota; Apicomplexa; Conoidasida; Eucoccidiorida; Eimeriidae
Exons: 1
Coding region: 1-2658 (885 amino acids)
Source: RefSeq, a predicted model, not a curated record